AUGAAAGCCAAGUACAAGAGAGACAAGGCCAAGAAGGCUAACCAGUCUAACGAGGCUAACCAAUCCAACGAUGCAAACAAGGCCGAUGACACCAGCAAGGUCGACGACGAGAAUGCUUUCAAUGAAAAGAUACUCUCUCGGACAAGACUUCAAAUUCAGGUCGACAUUCUCAGUGGUAGCACCGUGCACCACUGCAGAUUGGUGGCGAUCUAUGAUCCAGCCCUCACCAAAAAAAAGCAAGAACUAUCUACUAAGGCCCAAGAGAAGAAGGAUUAA
Penicillium mononematosum is the source of this 276-nucleotide messenger RNA. RefSeq lists its product as uncharacterized. The transcript has 2 exons. Lineage: Eukaryota; Fungi; Ascomycota; Eurotiomycetes; Eurotiales; Aspergillaceae. The record is from RefSeq and is a predicted model, not a curated record. Bases 1 to 276 code for a protein of 91 amino acids.